This is a messenger RNA of Cryptomeria japonica (Japanese cedar), 1182 nucleotides long. Its product is annotated as LRR receptor-like serine/threonine-protein kinase RGI5. Gene Ontology annotation, molecular function: receptor serine/threonine kinase binding. The record is from RefSeq and is a predicted model, not a curated record. NCBI's taxonomy places the organism in Eukaryota, Viridiplantae, Streptophyta, Pinopsida, Cupressales, Cupressaceae. The transcript is spliced from 5 exons. The coding region runs from base 1 to 1182 and encodes 393 amino acids.
AUGGCUGCCUCCGCUCUUCCUCAUUCUCUCAAUAAUCUCUCUCAUCAUCAUCGACAAGAUGAACAAGAAUCGCUCUUGCGAUUCAAAUCUGUUGCUUCCAUGAACGGCAAUUCUCUGACGACUGGACUCCUUCACACCCCUUCUGCAACUGGUCUGGUGUCAUUUGUCACUCCUCUUCUCAUUCUUGGUGCCAUUCCGCCCCAAGUCGGCCGAUUCCCACAUCUAAGGGAACUCUCUCUGGAUAACAAUUACCUCACUGGUGACAUUCCACCUCAGUUUGGCCAACUUUCGUAUCUACGGCAACUCUGGCUUUACACAAAUCAAUUACAAGGAACGAUUCCGCCCGCUCUCUCUGCUUGCCGCAGUUUGUAUGACCUGGAACUCUCCUCUAACCAACUGCAUGGUAGCAUCCCGCCUGAGCUCAGUCUUCUCACAAGUUUGAAGUACCUCUCAUUGGCCUUUAACGGUAUCACAGGUACCAUUCCUAGCUCUUUAGGAAAUAUCUCCACCUUAGUUCAAUUGGAGUUGGGCGGAAAUAACUUAUCGGGCACCAUUCCUAGCUAUUUAGGAAAUCUGUCUAACUUGGAUUAUCUCAGUUUGGCAGAAAACCAUCUCCAAGGCCCCAUUCCAUGGGAAAUUUGUACCAAGCUCUCCAAAUUGGUGAAGCUUAGGACCUUCGAUGCCUUGGAGAGCCUCAAGAAACCUUCGAUGGGAGAUGAAGCUGCUUCCAAUUUGAUAGCUACCAUACCAGAACUCCUGGAUAAUACCAAUUCCACAGGAACACUGGCAUCUGACAGUCAAAGUACUACAUCUAGAGGUUGUGGGGGACAUGCUCGUGAUCACAAUGGUAGGCUUGUUUCAAUAGUGGCACUCCCACUGGGUACCCAGACAAACCACUUUGCUGAGGAAAAUGUAGCCUACAUUGGGCUUCAACUUGCUAUUUGUGGAGGAAAGACCAUCGAUCCUCUCAAUAGUGUUUUGCCUUUAGUUGCUAAAUCGAGCAAAAAGAACUUGGAGGUAAAUACACUGGAUAGCGAAGUGAAGACUGCCACUGGACCUUCUACCAAGAAUCAAAGCAAGAAUCAGGAGAGGAACAACUCAACAUUCAUUAUGGAGGAGCUCGAGGAUAUUAACAAAAAUAUAAUCCAGAAAAAUAUUGAGCUCAUGAAAGCUCUUGGAUAG